Molecule: messenger RNA, 4144 nt
Organism: Penaeus monodon (black tiger shrimp)
Lineage: Eukaryota; Metazoa; Arthropoda; Malacostraca; Decapoda; Penaeidae
Product: T-box transcription factor TBX20-like
Exons: 6
Coding region: 549-2138 (529 amino acids)
Biological process (GO): cell fate specification; regulation of transcription by RNA polymerase II; positive regulation of DNA-templated transcription
Cellular component (GO): nucleus
Molecular function (GO): DNA-binding transcription factor activity, RNA polymerase II-specific; RNA polymerase II cis-regulatory region sequence-specific DNA binding
Source: RefSeq, a predicted model, not a curated record
UGUACCGCGGGUGGACACUUCAGCCUGAGUUGUUGGCAGCUAAUUAGUGGAAUAUGAGGUGCCAGUGAUGUACCAAUCUAGUAGCUGUGAGCCGACACCUUACCUCUCAGUGUAAAGACCGAACUCAAGUUAACCCAAGUCAAUGUUCUAGUGGUCGGCGAGUAAUUUAACUCUGUGACUCGAUACCCUAAGACUGCGCAGGUGCAAAACGGGAAAUUUGCCCUCGCACAGUACAACUCGUUUCGCGCGAAAACCUAUAAAUCGACGGACAUUCGCAUUGAGGAGGCGAGGCUGGUCUUAGUAGCCUCUUCCCCCUUUUAAAAAAGGGAAUCACUCCUCAUGUUAUCGUCAAUACCGCUGUGAACACCGGCAGAAGCAACGUUAUCGGCGACGGAACUGACACGGCCGCGCCAGUACAGCACCUGAGAAGAUCCUCCUCCAGCCCAGCGCGAAGUCGGAACCACCGCGACCUCCUUCCCUCCGUGUGUCGCCAGGGCACGAAGGGACAAGCCUUGCGGGCGUGCGUCGGGUGUGUUCUCGCGACAGUGAUGCUGGCGGGCGGCCUCGAAGAAGCCAUGUCUGGGUGCAAACCCCGCGCCACCGACUUCUCCAUCGCGGCGAUCAUGUCCCGAGGGUCGGCGGCGGCGGCGGCGGCGGCGGCAGCGGCGUCGGGUUUGCGGCACGCCACCUCCCCUGGCCUUCCCUUAGAGAAACUCACGGAGACGAGCAUCAAGUCCGAAGACGAGCUCGACGACAGCGCCGACAUCGAAGCCGAAGACAUCGACAUCGACGUCGUGUCGGACAAAGAUGACUGCGACCUCGACAGCAGCAAGGACCCGCUCGACAGGCCGGGCUCCAAAUCCCCCGAGUCGACCUCUUCCGACUCGACCCACAAGGAGUCGGGAAAGGCCGCGAAGCUGGAGAUGAAGACCAAAGGCAACUGCCCCGACCUCGAGACCAUCGACUGCCACCUGGAGACCAAGGAGCUGUGGGAGAAGUUCUUCGAGCUCGGGACCGAAAUGAUCAUCACCAAGACGGGACGGCGGAUGUUCCCCACCGUUCGCGUAUCCUUCACAGGACUCAAAUCAGAGCAAAGAUACGCCGUUUUGCUGGACAUCGUGCCGGUGGACAAUAAGCGCUACAGAUACGCCUACCACCGCUCCUCGUGGCUGGUCGCUGGCAAGGCCGACCCCCCUCCCCCCUACCGCCUCUACGCCCACCCGGACUCCCCCUACACCGGCGACCAACUCAAGAAGCAGAUCGUCUCCUUUGAGAAAGUCAAGCUCACUAACAACGAGAUGGACAAACAGGGACAUAUCGUCUUGAAUUCGAUGCACCGCUACCAGCCUCGCAUCCACCUGGUCCGUCUGAAGGAGGGCUUCUCAGGACCCAUCAACGACCUCGACCAAGAAGACCACAGGACCUACAUCUUCCCCCAGACCGUCUUCACCGCCGUCACCGCGUACCAGAACCAGCUCAUCACCAAACUCAAGAUCGACAGCAAUCCUUUCGCUAAGGGUUUCAGGGACUCGUCCAGACUCACGGAUUUCGAGAGAGAUACUAUGGAGUCAAUGCUGGUGGACCCGCGGUACCUGGGAGCUCCCCUCAGAGGCUAUCUUGAGCUGGACGCAGAGAACAACAACCUCCUGGAGAAGGCCCGAGCACAGCUGAUGUGGGACCGCCUGGCCGCGAUCACCGCCCCGCCAGGAGCCUCGGGAGCGCCCCCUCCGCCGCAAGUGGCGGCCGCAGCCGCAGCAGCAGCAGCAGGCCUCAUACCCCCCUCAAUACCUCCCCAGCUGUACACCCUCAACCCCACCCGUGGCAACCCGUCCCCCCUGCCGCUGCCUGCACACCUCUGGUCGCAGUGGACGGCGCUGCACGGCCUCAGCCACCCCAACCCGACGCUGCCGCACCUGUCCUCGCCGCACACGUCGACGGCGAGCCACCUGCCGCACUCGGCCCUCUCCGCCGCGCCCUCCUCGUCCUCGGCCUCGGUCUCGCAGGCGGCAGCGGCGGCGGCCCUCACCCGGCCGCUGUUCCCGGCGCCGCUGAACCUCCACCGCUACUCGCCGUACUUCCUGCCGAAGACGUCGCCCUCGGACCCGCGCGACCACGCCCUGCCCGACCACCAGUCCUAGAGACGCCCUCAACCCCUCCCCCGGCCCUGCUGACCGCAGCAGCCCCCGGGGGCGGGAGCCAAGUGUCUCAGCAGUCACCAGUGCCUAAGGGAACUUAGCUGCCUGGCGUGACUUUGUGUUGAGGUACCUGAAGUGACCCAAAGAUGCCAAGUUGGACUCACACCGAGACGCCGCUGCCGGACCCUACCUCCCUCCACUGCCGGGACUUCUGACGCCAGUGACGUGAGACGCUAACUAGGAUUCUUGCGUUUGGACGAAAUAAGGGACACAGAGGAUUGUGAAAUGUGCUGAAAUUAUCCAAUAUACGAAUAGAAAAAAGUAUGUUCGGUGCCACAGUCACGAGGGCGGUCAGAAGUGAAGUCUUAGCGCCUACAUCUCGCAGGCGAAGAACCAAAGGCUGUGAUGGACACUCCGAGUGCAGACCCCUGGCGAAGGGACGCGGGUGCGGUGUACAGGCUCUCGGGUGACACAGACUCCGGAAAAGGUGUCAGAGGUGUCGGUCGGGUAGUUACCCAUAGCUAACUACUUAACCCAAGUUUAGAACAGCGCUUAAGUAUCCUCGGACGAGAUUUCAAGGCGAGGCGACGGCGCCGGCUGGAGCCUCGCGCCCUUUCGCGCUGUCCACGAGCUUGGGACGUGGAACUCAGGAUCAAUGACUCAGCAUUUUGUGACAUAACAAAAUUUGUCGUUGUUGAGUAUCUGUCAACGUCAAUGUUUCUAUUUUUUCUCUUAUUUGAGAAGCGAAAUGUGAAUCUAUAUUUGUAUUUGUUACGUUUUUUAUUAAGUUCACAAUCCCCUGUUUCUCAAGGUAUUUUUUUAUAUAGAAAUAUGACUAUUUAAGUUUACAAGCUUUAACUUGGUCUUUGGACUGUUCCGUUUCAAAAGGAUCGUCAGAGUCGGGUAUGGAUUAAUAACAGGAUUGCAAAACAAAAAUACCACAUAAAUUAAACAAAAUAACAGACGAUUACAACGAAAAAGAGAAUAAAAAAAAUAACUAUGAUAAAUUUACCAUUAAAAAAAAACAAAAAAAAAACAUUGUUUUUUUUCGACCAAAUGAAAUUCACCUUGAAAGUAAUAAACAAAAAUUCCAUGAAAAUUUUCUCAGACCUGACCCCCUUACUCAGUAGGCGAUCUGAGACGACCUGUGCCAGUUGCGUGCUGUUUGUGAACGGAUAGUGAAAAUACCAGUGUAUGAUGAGAAGACUUUUUCCUAAAAGAAAGAUAAUUUUAUGAGUUAAGAUAUUUUUUUUAUUCUAAAAAAUUGUGUAAAUUGUGAAAAAUACAACAACAAUUAAACAAGUGUAGCGUGGCACAUUCUAAAGUCACGAGUGCCUUUGAAACUACUUGUGCCAAAGGUUAAUGUCCUUAUCCCCCCUCCCCCAACCCCCUCCCUCUUUUUUCGGAGUUCAUUCCUCUUUUCUUUCUGUUGUUUUUCCGUUUUUUUUUUUCUUUUUUUGAAAAUAAAGAUAUUGUCUGUUGUUGUGAUUCAAUUCUGUUUGUCUCUAGUUAAUCUCUCUCUCUCUCUCUCUCUCUCUCUCUCUCUCUCUCUCUCUCUCUCUCUCUCUCUCUCUCUCUCUCUCUCUCUCUCUCUCUCUCUCUCUCUCUCUCUCUCUAUUCCACAUGAAGAAAACGAUUGGAUUAUUGUAUAUUAUCUACAUUUUCUUUAAUUUUCUUCUAUCCAUCUCCCAAAUCUGCUUGUAAUUUCUGGCUUAGGUUAAUAUUAUUGUUAUUUUCUAAAAUCUACAUAAUUUCUGAAUGUUAUUUGAUGUGUAUAUAUUCAGAUAUGAACCGCUGUAAAUAUUGUUGUAUAUAGAGAAUAGUAUGCGACAUUUUCACCCCUAUGUUACAUUUAGGAAAAAUCGCAUCUCAUAUUUAUUGUAAAGGUUUUGGUAGAAGUUCAUGUAUAUAUAAGUUUUCGUAACUUAUUUUACAAAUGAGAUACCAUGUUGAUAAGAUUGCCCGAUCCUGCUGUACAUAUUCAGGUGAAUAUAUGUGAUGAAACCAUU